Tribolium madens (black flour beetle) is the source of this 992-nucleotide messenger RNA. RefSeq lists its product as uncharacterized. The transcript is spliced from 5 exons. The coding region runs from base 122 to 889 and encodes 255 amino acids. NCBI's taxonomy places the organism in Eukaryota, Metazoa, Arthropoda, Insecta, Coleoptera, Tenebrionidae. The record is from RefSeq and is a predicted model, not a curated record.
GUUGUUUUUACCUUGUAAAUCAACUAUCCACAUUAUCAUUCCCCUUUGUCAUUUAUCUCUUAUCAUCGCAAUCGCUUUUUACCGAUAACACUAGUCGUGUCAAUAAAAUUAAAUUACAAACAUGUUAAAUAAAAUUUACGUUUUUCUGAGCUCGUUGGUUGUCGCUCAAGCAACUGUCAACGUUUGUAUCCCUCUACAUUCAUCUUUUUCUGAAGAAGUUUCAAAUCCUGAUGAGUUAUUCAAAGAAAUAAAAGACGCAAUUGUGGCUCAAACCUCAAACAAGUCUAAUUUGCACAUUGAACAUUUGGACGUAAAUAUCAGUCAUCCAGCAAUUAGGGUACUCGGAACUCUUGAUGAUCUUGAUUUGUACCAUUUUCACGAAUUUGAUAUUUGUUUCCUGGAAAAUAUCUUCCUAAAUUUGAGUUACUACCAAUUUGAUGUUUUCAAUCUAACGUUCAGAAAUUUGAGAAUUGAAGGUAAAUACAAUAUUACUGGAGAUAUUGGUGACUUCUUUGACAUAUACGGAGUUGGUGAUUUUUGGAUAGAAUUGCUAAACUUUUCCAUCGCAAUGACCAACUUUAGCAUAAACGUAACCGACGAAAUCUGUUUACCCGUCAAUAUAGAUAUUAAUCUUCAACAAGUAAAAAACCAUUUUGAUAAAUUUAUGGACGAUCCUGAUUUAGAAAAAUUAUUCAACGACGCAAUAAUGGAUAUUUUACCUGAGACUUUUAACAUUCUCUGGGCCGAAAUGAAAGACAUUUUCGAUAAACCACUAGAAGAUGAAAUUAAUAACAUUAUUCAUCAUCAUAACAUUUCGGCGUUAAUGCAUACAUUAAGAAGGGCUCAAAAUGUAAAAACUGCGCCCUAUUGUUAUUCAACGUAUAAUUAAACACCUGGCAGGGUAAGAAAAUUCUCAUGUUGAUUAAGAUAUCAAUUUUUAUUUCAUGUUUAGAAAACAAAUUGUACAAAAAUAUUAAAUUGUAUCACACGUU